Molecule: messenger RNA, 618 nt
Organism: Fusarium falciforme
Lineage: Eukaryota; Fungi; Ascomycota; Sordariomycetes; Hypocreales; Nectriaceae
Exons: 1
Coding region: 1-618 (205 amino acids)
Cellular component (GO): mitochondrion
Source: RefSeq, a predicted model, not a curated record
AUGCGUCACAGCCUCUUCGCCUUUAAUUGGCGCCCCAGCCUUCGUCCCCGCCACGCUCCCUGCGUUUGCCGUACCUCCAUCAGGACCAAAUCCUCCCAAGCCUCCCGCAUCGACCGCAUCACGGCCAAGCUUCCCCGCCGCUUACAAAAAUACACCAAUGGUCUACGAAAUGCGCCAGUUUCACACAUUGUAUCGUUUCUGAUCCUGCACGAGAUCACGGCGAUUGUACCUGUACUUGGGUUGUUCGGGUUGUUUCACUAUACCAACUAUGUGCCUGUGGACUACGUGACGGGUCACUUUGGGGCCUAUGUCGAGGAUGGAGUUGGUCGGUUUGAAAGGUACUUCAAGCGCAAAGGCUGGUUCGGGUUCGGACAAGAUCAGGAAGAUGAGGCGAAUGUGCCAAGCACCAGCCCGGGAAAUCACGAAUCCAAGUCGGAGGACGCCGUCGAACGAUGGCAUAGUGGAGAUGGACGAUACAAGGUCGUGGUCGAAGUUGCUCUCGCAUACGCCAUCACGAAAGCUCUCCUGCCAAUCCGAAUAAUUGGCAGUGCUUGGGCAACGCCAUGGUUUGCUGGCGUUCUAGUAAGGGCAAAAGGCAUCUUCAGUCGCAAGUCGUAG